Molecule: messenger RNA, 2431 nt
Organism: Oryctolagus cuniculus (rabbit)
Lineage: Eukaryota; Metazoa; Chordata; Mammalia; Lagomorpha; Leporidae
Source: RefSeq, a predicted model, not a curated record
UUGCUGUUCCCAGUAGGAGACUAGUAGUUUGUAUAAAACAGGAAUGACUCAGAAUCAGAGGGGUCCACUUGUAAUGAUUCAUGCAGAAAUGCUUCUCUGUGCCUCCAGCUUUGAUACAGAGCCCUCAUGAUGCCCAGAUGUGGUCAGGGGCGAGCACAUCGAAGAUCAUGCGGCUGACAGCUGCCUGUGCACAGCAGAUAUUUGUGACCUCACACACGAAGUGAAGACUUGCAGAGUUCUCAUUCUGUGAGUUACAGAACUGAAGUGCAUUUAAUAACAAAACUGCUUGCAGGAACAGGGCACAAGCCAAUGGAAAGAGUCAACCAAACCAGCAGUGUCUCUGAGUUCAUCCUUGUGGGACUUUCCUCCAGGCCUGAGGACCAAACUCCACUCUUCGUCCUCUUCCUUACCAUUUACCUGGUCACCAUCACAGGGAACCUGCUCAUCAUCCUGGCUAUCUGCUCUGACCCCCAGCUGCAGACUCCCAUGUAUUUCUUCUUGAGUUUCCUGUCUUUCACUGACAUUUGGUUCACAACAACCAUCGUCCCCAAGAUGCUGGCGAACUUCCUGUCAGAAAGGAAGACCAUCUCCUAUGCGGACUGUCUGACUCAAAUGUACUUCAUCUAUGCCUUCGGCAACAGCGACAGCUGCCUUCUGGCAGUCAUGGCCUUUGACCGCUAUGUGGCCAUCUGCGACCCCUUCCACUACGUUACCACCAUGAGCCACCGCCGCUGUGUCCUGCUGGUGGCCUUCUCCUGUUCACUCCCACACCUCCACUCACUCUUGCACACACUUCUGCUGAACCUUCUCACCUUCUGCGACUCCAACGUUAUCCACCACUUCCUCUGUGACCUCAGCCCUCUCAUGAAAUUGUCCUGCUCCCCCACAGUUGUCAAUGAAACUGUGAUAAUGGCAGAAGGAUCUGUAGUUUUGGUGACCCCUUUCCUAUGCAUUGUUUUCUCUUACACACGAAUCCUCAUCACAGUUCUCAAGAUUCCUUCUGCUGCUGGGAAGCACAAAGCCUUCUCCACCUGUGGUUCUCACCUCACCGUGGUAACACUGUUUUAUGGCAGCAUCUUCUAUGUCUAUUUACAACCCGUGUCUACCUACACUGUCAAGGACCACAUGGCAACCGUUGUCUACACAGUUUUGACCUCCAUGCUAAAUCCAUUUAUCUACAGUUUGAGAAACAAAGACCUGAAACGUGGCCUGAGGAAGCUCAUGAGCAGGAGGAGAUCCUAAGUUGGCCCUUGUGACAAACGCACGUGGACCCAGUUUCUCUGGGUUUCUGCUGAACACUCAGUCUCUUGGAGGCGUCAUUUCACACCUGGUGAGAUAAGGCUAUUGGGAAUAUUUACAUACAAGGGGCUCUGUUUCUGCUUAAAUCACAACACUCCUCCUUUCUAUUCUAUUUUUUUGGAAGAUCCAUCACUUUCUCUACUUUCUCACCUUUCAAAUCCUGCUUGAAACAUUUCCUGACCAUCUUUGUUUAUGAAGACUGGUCCUCUGGAAUUCUUAAUUACAAUAUACUGCUGAAUACCUAAAUGAUUUGACAGGUGUUGAAAGCAUUUGAAGAGGGAAAGAAUGGAGAAAGAGAAUGAAGAUGACUAGGAGGCUUAUAUUUUAGUUAAACUUUCUCAUUAUUGAGGAUUUUUAUAAUUUCUUAUUUUUUCUCUUUCUAAAAUGUUUUCCUGCUUAAAUUUUAAGUUUUGAUUUUUAUUCUUCUCUUCCCUUGCUCUCCUUUCUGUAUUAUUCUACUGUGGGAUUUAUUUUUCUUCAAUUUCCUCUUUUAUUUUGUCAAAAAUGUUACCAUGGGAUCCCAAACUCCCUUAAGCUGGGUGUUAAAAAUAGCAUUUUGAGUGUUAGAGUGAGCAUGGGGAUAGGAUUAAGUGUUAAGUGAUCAUAUAAAUAGGACUAAGUAUUUGAUAAUACUAAUAGAAUUAAAAAGGGGUGAAUGGGCCGGCGCCGCGGCUCACUAGGCUAAUCCUCCGCCUAGCGGCGCCGGCACACCGGGUUCUAGUCCCGGUCGGGGCGCCGGAUUCUGUCCCGGUUGCCCCUCUUCCAGGCCAGCCCUCUGCUGUGGCCCGGGAGUGCAGUGGAGGAUGGCCCAGGUGCUUGGGCCCUGCACCCCAUGGGAGACCAGGAAAAGCACCUGGCUCCUGGCUCCUGCCAUCGGAUCAGCGCGGUGCGCCGGUCGCAGCGCGCCGGCCGCGGCGGCCAUUGGAGGGUGAACCAACGGCAAAGGAAGACCUUUCUCUCUGUCUCUCUCUCUCACUGUCCACUCUGCCUGUCAAAAAAAAAAAAAAAAAAAAAAAAAAAAAAAAAAAAAAAAAAGGGGUGAAUGCUCCAUCAUGAAAAGCAGUCCACACAACAGACUCAUAGAAUGACAAUCACUUUAAAUAGCACUCUGACCUCAGAAACAACCCUUAAG